Symbiodinium natans is the source of this 2118-nucleotide messenger RNA. The record is from the annotation of a GenBank genome assembly. Lineage: Eukaryota; Dinophyceae; Suessiales; Symbiodiniaceae.
AUGGAGGAUCGCCGCUUGCAGGUCAUUCCGGACUCGGAGGUUUCACCUGAGCCGCAGCGGCGCCCCGUCACCCGCGCAAAGCCGCGGUCAAGGGAGCCGUUGCCAACAACCCUGGCUCCGACCUUUUGCCUCAGUGACACGCACGCAAAACACGCAGAUGUGGCAGAGAGGGGUUCCCGUCUGCUGCGGAAGUCGGUGCUGCCCGCCGCCCCACGAGGCCGUUUGAGAGCCGCCGUCCCUGCCGCUCUUUCGGACGCCGGGCGCGCUGACCCGGCUCCAAGCGGCAGCCUGCCGCACCUGCCUGUGCAGGUGGACCGCGCCAUGUCCUUCAAAGACAAGGACGCCAAGGACGCUGUCAACGCUGCAGCCGAUUUGCAUGGCAUCGUGAGCCUAGAUGUGGAAGUAGACACGCCCGCCUCGGUGACUUUGGACUGCCCGUCCAAGGCAUCCAAGACAGAGAGCUCUCCUGUUGACAAGGAAGAGGACAUGCUGCUCCAGCUUCAGCAGCUAGCCGCCUCCGUGCGACCGGCCGAACCGGCCGAGUCGAGCUCGGAAAUCUCGGAAUCUGAAGCUGAGAAGCUCGUUGAGAAGCUCGUUGUAACCCAAGAUCAGCACGGGCACGGCAGCAUGCCCAGCAUGCCCAGCAUGCCCAGCAUGCCCAGCAUGCCCAAGCCCAGCAUAACCCCUGACAUGCCGCAGCGAGCGGCGUCUGAGGCGGACGAGCACGAUAUUCAAGAUGUGCUUGAAAUGUUACAGGAAGCUUCCGAGAGCUCUGAGAACUCAGCGGACACGUUGGAGGCGGAUGAGGCGGUUGAGGAAGAGGAAGAAGAGGAAGAGGAGGAGGAGGAGGAAGAGGAAGAGGAAGAAGCAGAAUCUGAGUCUAAGGAGUCCCAGGGCUUGCACGUUGCGGCGACGAAAAAGCAUGUAGAUGGAGCGACUGAGCUCAUGGCUCUGCGGCAGGAGGAGGGCCCCGCACUCAGCUCUGGUGAACACCAUCCAGGCAUUUCAAGAGCCAUCUUUGAGUUUUCGGACUCCUUGAGCUCACUUGAGCUCGAGGUUGGCAUGCCGCUCACGCAGGGACCUUCGGCGACCGCUGGAGCGAGCUUGCCGUGGCGUUGGAGCGAGUCUGAAGCUCAGGAUCAUGAGCACCUGUGCUUCGUGAACCCCUUCGUGCCUCCCGCAGAGCUGGCCAUCAUCCACGAAGACUACGGCCUACAGCCCACCUGCAUCCCCGGCGCCUUCGACUUUGCUCUCCCGGAGGAUCCUCAUCGUCAGUUCCCAAUCGUGGACGCCAGCGAGGAGCGGCACGUUUACGUUGAACGGAUACGCCCUGAGAGGCACGAGGUGGAGGUCCUGGGUGCCUCGCCAGGGGAGGAGCUGUCGCCCUUUCUGCUAGCUGAGGGUGCUUCACUGAUCGUUGCGGCGGCCUUGCAAGUGGAGGAGGGUGAUUACGUUCUGGAUGCCUGCGCAACUGGUGCCACUUCGUUUGCCCUGGCGGCGGCAUUGUUUUCGGCCCGAUGUCCACGCGGUCAUGCAUUGCCGCAGAACUUGCAAGGCCGCCUGGUUUGCAACGAGAUGGUGAAAUCCCGUGCUGCGCUCGUGCAACAAAUGCUGCGACUGCUGCUGCCUUGGCGGCUCUUCGAUCCGAAGGCCAGCCUGGCGGGGCACGGCCCUCGUGUCGUGUUGACCUCGGUCGAUUUGGGCACGACAUCAAACGCCGCUGAAAAGUUGGCGCCCUACAGCAAGAUCCUUCUGGGUCCUCCGUGUACGGACGACAAGGCCCUGCUGCGCGGCUCCUGUCCUGGUGGCCUGUCGCGAUGGUCUGCCUCCACUGCCAAGGUCAGUGCCGAGCGACAGCUGAAGUGGCUGCACAAUGCGCUGUGGUUGCUGCGCGAGGGAGGCGUGCUGCUUUACUUCAACCGUGCGCUCGCCCCAGAGGAAGGAGAUGGCGUGAUCGAGCGACUUUUCAAGCGCGUGGAGGGGACUUUCGAUUUGCAGGUGGAUCCACUUGAUGAGCUGGUUGCCAGUUGGCGCCUGAGAGUCCGCUUUCGAGAUACGGCCAUGCCCACUGUUUUGCUUGGCAGCUCGUGGGUACCUACAGGGCAGUCAUACAUUUAG